AAACAUAGAAAACCUAUUUCUUCUUGACAUAUCAAUAAAAUUCACUGACGUUUUUGAAGAAAAAAAUUACAUUCCUAUAAACAUCCUAUUCCAUAUAAGAACGAUAAUAUGACAAGGGUUUGACGGUGGCAAAAUGUAACCGAAUAAAGCUUUAAUCUGGCUCCAAAUUUGUUCCGGCAUGUUAAAGAUUUUACAACAGUAAUCAAAACAUUGUUUAAUAUCCAACUUUUCACUUAGCAAAGUUUACGUCAUUUCAUCAAUUGUAAAAGUUUAAAAACUUAAUCCACUUAAGGACCCUUUCAGGGUAGUGGAGAGUGCGCAUGUCGCUAGGGUAGCGAGCACGGAGGGCACUCGGCUCGCGGCGCGCACUCGGCCGGCACGCUCGCGGCACCGCCUCGCGCUCACAUGGCCCAAGAUCGCACUCCGUCAUUUGAAAUUUGUAAACAGUGACUUCUAUCGGACGAAAGUUGUUAAAUUUAGAAAAAAAAAAUCGUUUGAAUUCUAUUUUCAAUUUCAUUGUUUUUUUAUGGUAAAAAGGAUGAAGUUGAUAAGACAAGUGAAUUACAAACCUGUGAUGUGACUAAGUAAUUCCUCGAAUUGUAAUUAUUUGAAGUGCACGUAUGAAUGAACGUAUGCCAUUAUCAAUCAAAGGGCUGUAUAAAAAUGUUAAAAUGAUGUUUUUGCUACUAAUAACGUUAUGUGUGGCGACAGCGGGCCACGAGAUAACGCAGCUGAAGGUGCCACUGCACGCGGACCCGCGGCGCGCGGCCGAGCUCAGCUGCCACUUCCGCAUGGACGACCAGAAACUGCACUCCGUCAAGUGGUACCGCGACCUGCACGAGAUCUUCCGAUACAACCCUUCGCAAAAGACGCAAAUCCGCUUGUUCAAUGUGACCGGUGUCAUGGUGCAAGGCGGGUCCUGCGAGCAGGAGUCGUGCGUGGUGCGCGUCAUGCCGCUGCCGCAGGCCACGCGCGCGGCCUACACCUGCGAGGUCUCCACCGAAGGACCCAUGUUCCAGAUCGCCCGCCAGACCAAACACAUGACUGUUGUUGCUAUGCCUGACAAGGACCCAGUUAUAAGCGGAGCACCGAAUCUGGUGCGGCCGGGCGAGCAGAUGCUGCUGAACUGCACGACGGACUACUCGCUGCCGCCCGCAGACAUUAAUUGGUACAUCGACGACGAAAUACAAAAGCCCGAAGCGUGGCAGCGCACGGAGCUGAGCGCGCCGCUGGCGGGCGGGCUGCGCGCGUCGUGGCGCGUGCUGCGCGCGCGCGUGCCCGCCGCCACCAGCGGCGCGCUGCGCGUGCGGUGCGAGGCGGUGCUGCAGGUCGACCCGCCCGUGCUGCGCGACGUCAGCGCCACCCUCACCGUCCACUCGAGGACGCAGCUCUCUAAAUAUGUUUCUAAUAAAGGUGGAAAAGUCUACGUGAACGCAAACGCGGUAGUUGCAGUUUGGGUAUUCACUGUAAUAUCAAGGUUUAUGAGCUUAUGAGGAUCGAUUUAAUCAUGUGUCGUGAUAUUAGAUACGUAAGUGUGGAUAAGUUUUCCUCGGCCUACGUUUCAAAAUCGAAAUUCGGUUCAACGUCAAUGAAAUGUUACAUGAAGAUGAUAAAUUAGUAACAUUUAAGGCCUGUGCACACCGGUUGCGUGUGCGUAGACGGCCACGAGCACGU
Molecule: messenger RNA, 1674 nt
Organism: Cydia pomonella (codling moth)
Lineage: Eukaryota; Metazoa; Arthropoda; Insecta; Lepidoptera; Tortricidae
Exons: 6
Coding region: 621-1493 (290 amino acids)
Source: RefSeq, a predicted model, not a curated record